AUGGCGGGCGUCUGCGACGCGGCCGCCCCGGGAGAAGGCGGCGGUGGCGGCGCGGACGGCACCGAGCGGACGGGCCGCGGCGAGGCGGAGCAGCCGGGCGGUGGCGGCCACGGGCCCGCGCCUCAGCACACCGAGACGCUGGGCUUCUACGAGAGCGACCGGCGGCGGGAAAAGCGCCGCGGCCGCGCAGAACUUUCAUUAUUGAGGUUCCUCAGUGCUGAACUAACAAGAGGGUACUUCCUCGAACAUAACGAGGCCAAGUAUACAGAGCGAAGAGAAAGAGUGUACACUUGUAUGCGAAUACCAAGAGAAUUGGAAAAGCUCAUGUUUUUUGGAAUCUUCCUGUGCCUCGAUGCCUUUCUGUAUGUGUUCACCCUGCUUCCUUUAAGAGUCUUCCUGGCGCUGUUCAGGCUCUUCACUCUGCCUUGCUAUGGCCUACGGGACAGACGUUUGCUUCAGCCUGCACAGGUGUGUGACAUUUUGAAGGGUGUCAUUUUGAUAAUCUGCUAUUUUAUGAUGCACUAUGUUGACUACUCCAUGAUGUACCACCUGAUAAGAGGGCAGUCUGUCAUCAAGCUCUAUAUCAUCUACAACAUGCUAGAGGUAGCCGAUCGUCUGUUCUCUUCAUUUGGACAAGAUAUCUUAGAUGCUCUCUACUGGACAGCCACCGAGCCUAAAGAAAGAAAAAGAGCACACAUCGGAGUCAUCCCUCACUUUUUCAUGGCUGUUCUCUAUGUCUUUCUACAUGCAAUUCUCAUAAUGGUUCAAGCAACGACUCUCAAUGUGGCUUUUAACUCUCACAACAAGUCGCUGCUUACCAUCAUGAUGUCCAACAAUUUUGUUGAAAUUAAAGGAAGUGUUUUCAAGAAGUUUGAAAAGAACAAUCUCUUUCAGAUGUCAAAUAGUGAUAUUAAGGAACGAUUCACAAAUUAUGUGCUUUUGCUAAUAGUGUGCUUAAGAAACAUGGAACAGUUUUCUUGGAAUCCAGAUCAUCUCUGGGUGUUGUUUCCCGAUGUCUGUAUGGUGAUCGCGUCAGAAAUUGCUGUGGAUAUUGUAAAGCACGCCUUUAUCACCAAAUUCAAUGACAUCACUGCAGAUGUCUACAGUGAGUAUAGAGCCAGCCUUGCAUUUGACCUUGUCAGCAGCCGACAGAAAAAUGCAUAUACAGACUACAGUGACUCGGUAGCACGGAGAAUGGGAUUUAUUCCUCCUCUCCCGCUAGCUGUCUUACUCAUCAGAGUUGUAACAAGCUCAAUUAAAGUGCAAGGAAUCCUGUCCUAUGCCUGUGUCAUACUCUUCUAUUUUGGGUUGAUCUCCCUGAAAAUACUUAAUAGCAUUGUGCUGUUGGGGAAGUCAUGUCAAUAUGUGAAGGAAGCCAAAAUGGAAGAGAAGCUAUUUAAUCCUCCCCCAGCUAGCACUCCCGGGAAACCCUCCAGUAAAUCCCAGAGCAAGUGCAAGUCCUCUCAAGGCCUUUCCACGGAAGAAAACCUGUCCACUUCCAUCACCAGCCAGCCUGUUCAUCAGAAAGAAAACGUCAUACCCUUACUUGUGACCAGCAAUUCUGAUCAGUUUCUGACAACCCCAGAUGGCGAUGAGAAGGACAUAACACAGGAAAAUUCUGAAUUAAAACACAGAUCCUCAAAGAAAGAUUUGCUAGAGAUAGACAGGUUCACAAUCUGUGGGAACCGGAUUGACUGAGUUUGUGGCCAAUGAGGUGAAGAUGCCGGGCCCUGGGACCACAGAUGCUGGUCCGCCAAGACACACUUGCUAAAAAUGGCACUUAAAUAUUUAUUUAAAAACUUAAAUUAUUAAUGGCAAGCAAAUCUUAGUAUCUUUCCUCCAGUACUGUGGCCUGUCAGGGCAGACCAUGGGACAGCGCCGGCCUCUGGCCUUGACUCUGGGAUGCUGGUGGAGGGUGAACAUUUCCUCCUGCUUGGCCAACAGCAGCGGCACUUCCGGCACCCAGCCAGAGCACUGCAAGAGUUCCUAUGCGUUGUCAGCCUGGGCUUCCAGAAUGUUGGAUUUUCCUCCAAGCCUCUUCAGUAUAAGGACAUACCUGGGAAACUGUGAAGCUUUUACCAUGAAUACCUUUCUAGUCUCAUACAGUUUUCACAAACUCUUUCCAAACUUGACUCCCAUCUGCCAAAGCAUUAAAAAAAUUAUUAAAUAUAAGUCCAGAUAAA
Molecule: messenger RNA, 2183 nt
Organism: Peromyscus eremicus (cactus mouse)
Lineage: Eukaryota; Metazoa; Chordata; Mammalia; Rodentia; Cricetidae
Gene: Tapt1
Product: transmembrane anterior posterior transformation 1
Biological process (GO): maintenance of protein localization in endoplasmic reticulum; positive regulation of cilium assembly
Cellular component (GO): endoplasmic reticulum membrane; ciliary basal body
Source: RefSeq, a predicted model, not a curated record